GACGUUUUCACGUGAGCCGUCUUUUUUGCAACCCUAGCUCCGCCAAGGUCUCGGCAGCGAGAGAGAGAGAGAGAGAGAGAGAGAGAGAGAGAGUGAGUGAUGAUGGCUGCCCAGAAGCUCUCCAGUUCGUUGCUGCAACGAAGAGAGCUCUUCCUGCGAGUUCUGCCAUCCAGCCCUGGCCUUCGCCACUUCGAUCGCCAUAUCCAUUUUGCAGGUAAUGACGGAGGUGAUACAAAAAGUGACAAUUCUUCUGAGAGUGCAGAUGAUUUUGAAAGACGCGUAUUUAGUGGCACAGAUGACAGUUCAAAUUUCAAUUCUUUCUAUCGAAAACUUGAUAAGCAUGAAAAGUUCGUUGGAACAUCUGGCACUGGAUUCAAUAUGAAUGAUCGUGGUCAGUUUCGAUCCAUGGAUGGAUUGAGUGAAAGCGUUGAUACAUUAUCAGAUGGUAUGGAUUCAAAGUUGAAGAAAGCUGCUCAGACAUUUGUUGUCAGUGAUGAGAUACAGAAUGAGGAUUACUCAUUCAGACCUGAUAUGACAUUUAGACCUGGGUCAACUUAUACUGCCAGAGAUCUUGACCUAACAAAACCAGGGAUUCCAAAACAAUUCAAACCUCCUCAAUUUGAAACAACCACAGAGGAGGUUUUGAAGAAAGCUGAUUUCAGGAAUGUGAGAUUCCUUCAAAAUUUCCUCACUGAAGCUGGAAUUAUUAUCAAAAGAAGCCAGACUCGCAUAAGUGCAAAAGCUCAGAGGAAGGUUGCAAGGGAGAUCAAGACGGCUCGUGCGUUUGGUCUAAUGCCAUUCACAACAAUGGGCACAAAACCGUUUUCCUUUGGAAGGUCCAUGGAUCCGCAAUAUUUGAUGAGUGAAGACUAUGUGGUGUUCAAUAACAAUAUGCAAGAUGCUGCUCGGGAGCCGCCAUUGGAAGAAAUCUGACCCAGCUCCAAGAAAUUUGCUCUUCAGGAUGUGUUUUUGCCUUCUAUGCCUCUUUGAUGUUGUUUCUUUUUGUUUCUUAAUUAUAGAAUUUCUAAAUUUUCUGAACUUCAAAUGAGUUGGCUUUAUGGUUUUGGGUUUUAUAGAUAGAGCUGUAUAAUUUUCUAGAAUUUUCGUAAAUUAUUAUGUCUUAGUUUUGACGUUUGAA
Molecule: messenger RNA, 1138 nt
Organism: Dioscorea cayenensis subsp. rotundata (Guinea yam)
Lineage: Eukaryota; Viridiplantae; Streptophyta; Magnoliopsida; Dioscoreales; Dioscoreaceae
Exons: 5
Coding region: 100-933 (277 amino acids)
Biological process (GO): translation
Cellular component (GO): mitochondrial small ribosomal subunit; ribosome
Molecular function (GO): structural constituent of ribosome; small ribosomal subunit rRNA binding
Source: RefSeq, a predicted model, not a curated record